CGGUUCCGUCUCGCGCAGGCCCCACCUUUGGAUCGAGUCCUGGGAGGCACUGUGGAAGAGCGGAUAAGGAGUAUCAAUAAAGCCGGUGACGAAGACCUUGUUCACUUGAGGAUCGAAGAAGGCGGCGGUAACGCCUAGAUGGUCCUGCGGCAAGGGGAAAAAAAUCCCUGGUUAGCUAAGCUCGUGGUUCGAACUGUCGCGGACGUACUGUAGGCAUGAAGCAGAAGCCGUACAACGUGCCCUCCGUGGAUACCUCUCUCACCAUCCAAACCCUGGUCCAGACCCCGUCAUCCUCUCUACCCUUUAGUUUGUCGUACUUUUGUGUUACUACAGCUAAGAACUUGCCGUCGGGAGAAAAGCUGAUGUUCUGAAAGCGGACUUCUUCUGCGGACCGGAACUCCUUGAUGUUCAGCUCGGUCGUCCAAGCAAUCUCGCUCCGUUGAAAGCAGAAGACCUGGACAAAGGACCCGUAUCCGACGGCUAUGAAGGAAUUAUCCCGUGACAUGGCGAGUGCCGUUGGUCUCGAGCCUUGAGGCAGUGGUUUGAGGAUCUGCUUUGGGCCGGAGCAGUCCAAGAUGGUGAACCAAAACCGCUUACCCGAAUGAGCAAGCGAAAAUGGAUGAUACUGAGUCACCAAAUGCUUACCUGCCUGUUCAAAAACACAACGGAUAUGUGUCUUUCCCCUUCUGCAACAAACCUGAUGUUGACCGUGCGGUCUACCUCGCCUUGCGGAAUGGUAUUGGACAACGACAAGAGCGUGCUCUCCGUAGCGCGAGCGCAUAUGCGCACGACGGAGUCCCCGUUCUUUCGCCAGACAAGAAGAUGCUUGGACGAGCCCGAAAAACAGAACUGUGUGCUGUCGGUAAGAGGUGUCGUGGCGAGGCGUUUGGUAGACGACGUCUUCGGCAUUUUGGAUGAAAGACUCCAUUUCAGGCGGAACAACCCGGCGACAGAUUGCGAGCUUCCCGUGCUUCCGCUUACGCUGACAGUAUCUGUGGAUAUGCUGGAGACUGACAUGGUGUUCUGCACAUGAGCUGACCUCCCUGGUACAGGUCGUUCCAUACGUGCUGGUAGCCUUUCUUCUCGGUGCUGUGGCUCCCGAAAAGCAGAUGAAGACUCAUCGAGUGGAGGGAUGGAGUUGGACACUGGUGUCAUCUGGACUAAUGGUAGCUCUUGAGGGACAGUGGGUGUAACAGAUCCAUACCGGCCUCCAGUCGCUGGAAUCGGAGGCUGAGGUCUAGUAGGCGGCAAUGGAAUCGAGGAAGAAGUCCAUUGGUUUGAAAUAUUUUGACUCCGGCUGUCUUGUUUUCGUGAUUGUGAUGGUACUCUUCUGGCUUUGGCAAAGGCUCCCGUACAUUGUGGACACGAUCGGAUCGUGUCGAAAGAUAAAAGGUCGUUCUAGCACCGACGGUCAUGAUCCUAACUAACACUGGCUCCAAAAUCUUUCGCAGACUUACAUAUCUGGAGCGAUUGAUGUGAGACAUCCCUAGAGCUCGCUCGUCUACAAUGUGCAAGGAGGGACAGUCCACAACGUAGACAAGGUCGUCGUCUUCAGCAACGGGUAUCAAUCCCUCCAGGUCAUUGGGAGCCAUAUCUGAUCGCACAACAACGCCUUCGUUCUGCCAUAUCUCUUUGCUGUCGAUCAAUGGAGUCGCGCAAUUUUGUACAGUCCGGUAGGUAAGCGGGAACAUGGGAUCAUGAGAAGCUCGAUGGCAAAAAAGGCACAAGUUUCGCUACGUUGAUACUCAGAUCACCAGGUAGGAGCCAAGCCUAGCGACUGAUGGGAGCAAGCGGAUAGAUCAUCUGCAGGACGGCCAGAAGCUCUGACCCAAGUCCAUCAGAGACGUCCCGCCUGCAUGAUCCAUUCCAGUAGAACUGGUUCGAAAGCGAGCGUGUCCAAGACCAGCUGGGCGCAGAGACACUUUCUCACCGGAUCAAGCUAGGCGAUGCCUGGGUGGCUUUUUCACGCAGCGGCGACCCCAUCUGUUUGCUGAGCGGGUCGUGGCUGCUGCCAGCUGCAGCUUGGCCAUGCAGUUCCUUGGUUCCCCAAUACAAGCCAGAGGCUCGAGCCCCUUUU
Verruconis gallopava is the source of this 2077-nucleotide messenger RNA. RefSeq lists its product as uncharacterized. Bases 602 to 1033 code for a protein of 143 amino acids. NCBI's taxonomy places the organism in Eukaryota, Fungi, Ascomycota, Dothideomycetes, Venturiales, Sympoventuriaceae. The transcript has a single exon. The record is from RefSeq and is a predicted model, not a curated record.